AUGGCGGUCUCACCAAAGAAUUGGCGCGACAAGGCCUGGUUUGGCUGGUUCGUAAUCCAGAUCGUCGUCAUAUUCCUCAUUGACGCAGUUCAAUUCUACCCGCCGCAGCUGUACAAGGUGCCAGGCAGCCCGCUGUACUUCCUGCAGCGGCUCAAGGAUUUCUACGUCGCGACGUACAACGACCCGCUCGUGCAGCCCGAGACGGAGCCCAACUGGAUGCACAUGGUCUCAGUCGUCGAGAUCAGCUUCCAGCUGCCUGUCGCCCUGUACGCGUCAUGGCGCCUGGGCGCCAGCCGGGGCACCUCGGGCCCGUUCGAGCUGGUGCUGCUGGUGUAUGCGUUCGAGACGGCGUUCAGCACCCUACUAUGCAUUAACGAUGUCUUCUACUGGGACCCGGCCGUUUACUCACAGGAGCAGAAGAAUGUUUUCCUGUUCCAGCUGUACGGCUCGUGGCUUGUGAUACCCGCGCUGAUGUUUGUGGACAUGUACUGGAGGCUGUACAGCCGGCUCUCGGCGCCAGACGUUACGAAGAAGACGCAGUAG
Messenger RNA from Diaporthe batatas, 543 nucleotides. RefSeq lists its product as uncharacterized. Lineage: Eukaryota; Fungi; Ascomycota; Sordariomycetes; Diaporthales; Diaporthaceae. The transcript has 3 exons. Bases 1 to 543 code for a protein of 180 amino acids. Gene Ontology annotation, cellular component: endoplasmic reticulum. The record is from RefSeq and is a predicted model, not a curated record.